CUAAAUAAAUAAUCAAUUGAAACAAUUUUGCCUUUUAAUAUGACUCUUAAAAAGAUGCCAUCAUUUCAAGAGGAGCCUAUGCUAAACAUGACUUCACAAACAAGUCACUUGUGAAAGAGAAAAACCACAUGCAGGGUGAAGUCUAAAGUUGAGAAGCCUUAUUUCACAGAGCACUUCCUGAAAGAGAGCAAGUGAUCACAGCCACUGCUCCAGAACCAGCAAAGCCUUCUGAAGAAACAAGUGAGCCCAAGACAAAAGAAAUAUAGCAUUUCUGAAAAGCUCCAUUUCCAGUACAAGCAACUCCAAGAUACCUCUUGUACAGAACACUGGAUAAUGUCCACCUCUGAGGCAGCCCUUUGAUGGACAGGAGUUUCUAAGCAUCAUGCCUACCAGUCAUUUAUAAGAUGACUACCCCAAGCAAUCAAGACAGCAACCAACCUGGACCUUCUAACAGCUCACAUCCAGAUGAGUACAAAAUUGCAGCCCUGGUCUUCUAUAGCUGCAUCUUUCUGAUUGGAUUGUUUGUUAACAUCACGGCAUUAUGGGUUUUCAGUUGUACCACCAAGAAAAGAACCACUGUAACCAUCUAUAUGAUGAAUGUGGCACUGCUGGACUUGAUAUUUAUCAUGAGUUUGCCCUUUCGAAUGUUUUACUAUGCAAAAGGUGAGUGGCCAUUUGGAGAAUACUUUUGCCACAUUCUUGGGGUUCUUGUAGUGUUUUAUCCAAGCAUUGCUCUAUGGCUUCUUGCUUUUAUUAGUGCUGACAGAUAUAUGGCCAUUGUACAGCCCAAAUAUGCCAAAGAGCUCAAGAAGACACGCAAAGCUGUGCUUGCUUGUGUGGGAAUCUGGAUAAUGACCCUAAUGAUCAUGGUCCCGCUGCUACUGCUCUAUGAAGACCCAGAUAAAGCUUCCUCUCCUGCCACCUGCCUGAAGAUCUCUGAUAUCAUCCACUUCAAAGCAGUCAAUGUGCUGAAUUUCACAAGGCUGAUAUUUUUUUUCUUGAUCCCUCUGUUCAUCAUGAUUGGGUGCUACAUGGUCAUUAUUCACAGUCUACUGCAUGGAAGGACAUCGAAGCUGAAACCUAAGGUCAAGGAGAAGUCCAUACGGAUCAUUAUCACACUCCUGGUGCAGGUGCUCAUCUGCUUCAUGCCCUUCCACAUCUGUUUUGCUUUCCUGAUGAUGGAUGGUGGAGAAAACAGUUACAAUCCCUGGGGAGCCUUUACCACCUUCCUCAUGAACCUCAGCACCUGUCUGGAUGUGAUUCUUUACUACAUUGUUUCCAAACAAUUUCAAGCUAGAGUCAUUAGUGUUAUGCUAUACCGCAAUUACCUCCGGAGCGUGCGCAGGAAAAGUUUCCGAUCCAGUAGUUUACGGUCACUGAGCAACAUGACCAGUGAGAUGUUAUAAAGAGAAGAAAGUUGGUUUUUUCUGAUAUCUUUUAAAUUCACUCUUACCCAUUCUAAAGUCAGCAAAUAUUCCAGCUGGCAUUACCAAGUCUCUUCUGUCAUUAAAACAACAAGAGCUUUAAAACCUUUUAUGGAUUAUUGUGGUAACAUGAUUACAUAUGCUGAGCAUUCUAAUAUUCAUUUUUAUUAUAAAACUUGGAUUAGACAUUUCAUGAAUCAAUAGAAAAAACAUUCAAAUGUGUUUCAUAGUCAAGCUUAUCUACUCAGACAAUUGAGCUA
Messenger RNA from Perognathus longimembris pacificus (Pacific pocket mouse), 1684 nucleotides. RefSeq names its product G protein-coupled receptor 18 (gene Gpr18). NCBI's taxonomy places the organism in Eukaryota, Metazoa, Chordata, Mammalia, Rodentia, Heteromyidae. Gene Ontology annotation, cellular component: membrane. The record is from RefSeq and is a predicted model, not a curated record. The coding region runs from base 405 to 1406 and encodes 333 amino acids. Gene Ontology annotation, biological process: positive regulation of Rho protein signal transduction; phospholipase C-activating G protein-coupled receptor signaling pathway. The transcript has 2 exons. Gene Ontology annotation, molecular function: G protein-coupled receptor activity.